Messenger RNA from Erpetoichthys calabaricus (reedfish), 5657 nucleotides. RefSeq names its product probable polypeptide N-acetylgalactosaminyltransferase 8. Gene Ontology annotation, cellular component: Golgi apparatus. The transcript has 12 exons. Lineage: Eukaryota; Metazoa; Chordata; Cladistia; Polypteriformes; Polypteridae. The record is from RefSeq and is a predicted model, not a curated record. Bases 106 to 1893 code for a protein of 595 amino acids.
GGAUAAUUCUUCACAGUCUGCACAGAAUACUGAACACAAGCAAAAUUGAAUGAAUAAAAGAAAUAAAAAUAACAAUAUAGUCUUUCUUCAGUCCAGUCGUGAAUAAUGAAGGUCAGUUAUAAUAAAACAGUUUGUCUGAUGGUGCUGUUUAUUGGGGCAGCUGCACUUUAUAUGUAUAGUGGGAGUUUUGAGCAAAAUGAAAUGAAAGCAUUUCUUGGAGAAAUUCAAUUACUAUUAAAGCAAAAUAAAGAACUGAUGAAUGAGCUGAAAAUUAGACAAGAACACUCUGCAAAAGAACAGAAUAAAGAAGUCAAGGAAGAUCCAAAUAUGCAGGCAAAGAAAAUUACUAAGAAACUUUUCCCCAAUUCACCACUGUUUAAGGAGUGGGGAGACGAGUUGUCUGAAGAAGAACAAACGGAGGCAGAAAACUUGUUUCAACAAUAUGGAUACAACGUUUUUCUAAGUGACAGGCUGCCUCUCAACAGGGACAUCCCAGACACAAGAGAUCCCAGAUGUGCAAACAAAAAAUAUCCAGAGGACCUUCCAACCUUGAGUGUGGUUCUUAUUUAUCUGAAUGAAGCACUCUCCAUCCUGAAGCGUGCCAUAAGGAGCAUCAUUGACAAGACCCCUCCACAUCUGUUGAAAGAGAUCAUUCUAGUAGAUGACUACAGCACAAAUGAGGAUUUGCAAGGAAAACUAGAAGACUACAUUAAGCUAAUAAAUAAGCAACGCCCAGGGCUGAUUAAACAGGUUAAACACGCAGAACAGAUGGGGCUGACCCAAGCACGAAUUUCUGGAUGGAAAGCAUCUACAGGAGAUGUUGUUGCUAUCUUGGAUGCCCAUAUAGAAGUUCAAGCAGAAUGGGCUCAGCCAGUUCUUGCCAGGAUUAAGGAAGAUCGCACCGUGAUUGUUUCACCAGUCUUUGAUAGGGUGAACUUUGACACCUUAAAAUUAGUCAAGUAUGCUACUGCAGCUCAUGCAUUCGACUGGGCAUUAUGGUGCAUGUAUGAGUCAUUUUUACCAGAGUGGUACAAAGAAACUGAUGAAUCCAUUCCAGGAAAGUCUCCCUCUAUUAUGGGUAUUCUUUUUGCAGACAGAUUAUUUUUUGGAGAAAUUGGUGCAUUAGAUGAUGGUAUGAAAAUCUAUGGUGGAGAAAAUGUCGAGUUGGGCAUUCGGGUCUGGCUUUGUGGAGGCAGUGUGGAGAUAGUGCCAUGCACUCGAAUUGCCCACAUUGAAAGAGCUCACAAACCGUACCUCCCAGACCUGAGUGUCACAAUGAAGAGAAAUGCUCUGAGGGUGGCUGAAGUUUGGAUGGAUGAAUAUAAAACAAAUGUACUUGUUGGCUGGAGUCUCCCAUUAAAGGAUCACGGUCUUGACAUUGGUGACAUUUCAGAAAGAAAGAAGCUCAGAGAAAAGCUGCAGUGCAAGCCUUUCAAGUGGUAUUUGGAUAAUGUAUAUCCUCAGCUUGAUUCCUGGGAAGAUCUUCUUGCAUAUGGAGCUCUCAAGAAUACUUUGGAAGAAGGACUUUGUGUUGACCAAGGAGCAGUUCCGGGAAGUGUACCCAUACUGUAUGGAUGUCAUUACUAUACCCCACAGAAUACAUACUAUCGUAGGAAUGGCGAGCUUUAUAUUGGAGGAAUAAAAUCACAUAAAUACAACAGUAACCGCUGUUUAGUAGAUAAUGGGAAUAGCAACACCCCAGCUUUACAUGACUGCAAAACAUCAAAGGAAAAGGGCUUUAACAUGCUCUGGGACUUCAAACAGGGACAAGAACUUAAAAACAGGGGAACAAAGAGAUGUCUGGAAAUUACAAAGCAUGACUACUACCAUUUAGUUAUUCAAGAAUGCACGGGACAGGCCUGGAAUAUGCAGCAUGUUAUCCAUGAGUUUUAGCAAGAGUUGGAUUAGUGGAAAUAAAAUAAAAGUGGUGUUCAUGGGUGUGUCUCAGGACAAAAGAAAUAACCAAGUUUUCCACACCUCUCAUCAGUGACUGUGUUAUUGAAAAUUACAUCUGCCUAGAAAAACAUCUAAACACAAAUCGAAUCAAGAGAGGUACUGCAAAUUUAGUGCCAUGUUUUAUUGUAGUUAUCACUGCAUUUUCAGGAUGAAUUGUAUAGUUAUUUAAUUGUACUUUUUCAUUUUUAAAAAAGAGAAGGUUAAUUGAAAAUUUGCCAAUGUCCACUGCCUACUGUGCGCAUUGGAAGGUGAGAUCUGAUGACUGCCACCCUUUUGUUUUAAUCCUUUUGGGUUAGAAAGGUGGAGAAGUAGGAGGAGAAAUACAUGAGUUAUGAGAGGUGAACUGGCAGAAGAUGAGCAAGGAUUCUCAGUAACACUUUAGUUUAGAUACUGCAAAAAUGCAUCUAUUUCUCAUUUACUUUUAUGUACCAAGACCUCAACAAAAGUUUCUUUUGGUCUUAACACUUAUAAAACAUCAGAUAGGUUAUUCAUCUCUGUGCAGAGUGGCAUAUUUACAUAAUCGUAAAAAUUCCAUGUUAAUUUAAAGGAUUCACAGGUCUUAUACUAAAUAUGUAAUAUCAAGAGAAAUGUGUCUCAGUUAAGCCACAUCAGACCACUCCCGUGUGAAAUUUUGUUAGUAGGUUGCAUUGCAGAAAUGAAUAAACACUUCACUGAUGUUUUGUAAGUGUUAUGAAGACCCAAAGAAGUGUUUAUUAUGUAGUAGUAAAUGAAUAAUAGAUGCAUUUUUGCAGUACCUAAACUAAAGUGUUACUGGAUUCUCAUUUAUAAUCUGUGAUGAAGCUCCUUAAAUCUACUCUUUAAAAAUACUGUAUAAGUUGUGCAUGCAGCAGAGUUUGAUUCUGAGGGAACCCAAGGGUCCUAUGGAAGAAAUGAGAUUCAGUCUCUGUUUAGCCCUUUAAGUCAUAAAGGGAUUUAUCAAUUUAUGUCUUCACAUGGAGAGUAGCAUGAUAGCAGGAGGCUGAGAAAUAUCAGAUGCUCCAUGGACACAAUCUCAGAAUUGACUUCCAUUCCAUCUGAACAAUACUUAUGCUGAGUGGGAAUUUUUAGACAGGCCCUUUGUUUGAUUGCUCUUUGUUCUACGGAAACAGAACAUUACAUAGACAGUCCAAACGAGGCCUGCCUUCUUCAUGAAAAGUUUUGUAGGGUCUAAUCUCUUUUGCAAAGCUGACUUAAUUUUGAGACACCUCAUAAAGAUUUAGUGAAAUAGAAUCAAAUCAAUAAAGCUGAAUGUGUGUCCAUUAUACAGUAUACAUCACACAGCUGAACUUAUCUCUGACACAUUUGCAAAGAUUGUCCAUUUGUCCAGGGGAGACCAUCAUAGCUUGUGUUUUGUUCCCAAAUUUAGUUAGGUGCCUUCAGUCUACCCAUUGGCAGGUAACCCCUGGUAGUAUCUCUAAUAAUAAUAAUAAUAAUUCAUUAAGUUUAUUUUGCGCUUUUCUCACUACUCAAAGCAGUUUACAUAAUGAAUUUAGAACCACUUCAACCACAACUAAUGUGCAGCAUCCACCUGGCUGAUGUGACAGCAGCCAUUAUUGCGCCAGUACUGUAGGUUCACCACACAUUAGCUACUAGCUGGUGAAGGGGUGAAAGUGAGUUAGCCAGUUAGAGACAGAGGAUGAUUAGGGAUCCAGGUUAACCAAGUCAUGGGUAGGCAUCCUACUCUUUAGGAAGGAUGCCCAGGGAUCUUUAAUGACCAAAGUGAGUCAGGACCUCAGCUUUAUGUGUCAUCCAAAGGAUGGCACCAUUUUUACAACGUAAUGUACCUGUCACUGCACUGGGGCAUUCAGACACACACAGAUCACACAUUCAGAUCCACAUUCAGACUACAGGGUAAGCACCCUCUGUUGCCCUUACCCGUCCUUCCAAUACAAUAUACUGGCUGGGUAAAGAUUGAUGUUUGGUCCUAGCCAAAAUGCCCACCCAUGCAGGCUGUCCAACACAUAGCAUAAGUUCUGAUGAAUAAAAACAAAACAUCUUCCUUCCCACUGACUGAAUUCUCACUUUUUUCUCAAAAUUGUUUAAAAAUUCCAGGGUUAAGCCUCAUUCCUCAUUGCCAGUUUGCUCUCAUUCUAUUUGCAUGUUAAGUUUGACAGGUUUUCAUGACUUUCUCAUCUUUUUAAUAUUUAAAGUUAAAUGUUGACUUUGCGCCACUCAGGGACAUUCAUUGUUUUCUUUACCUUUGUUUAGGGUUAUUGUCUGAUUACAAUGGGAAUCAUUUGACCAGUAAAGCCACCCACCCAUGAAAACGUAACCAUACUUUAUUCAUUUCAUUGUUUCCUUCAAGUAUCUAAGCACGUACAAUGCUAGAAGUAUCAUGCUCCAACUUAAGGGCGUUGCUACAUAUGUGAUAAGCAAUGCUACUUAUUCCAAGGCUUCAAUUUGAUUUUUCUUUAUUCUAUCAGACAAAAGUGUUUUUCAGUAUAGUGUCAUCUUACAAAGUUCCAGUUUUUUUCUCUCUCAGGGGCAAUAUUAUCCAUCCAUCCAUCCAUUUUCCAACCCGCUGAAUCCGAACACAGGGUCACGGGGGUCUGCUGGAGCCAAUCCCAGCUAACACAGGGCACAAGGCAGGAAACAAUCCCGGGCAGGGUGCCAACCCACUGCAGGACACACACAAACACACCCACACACCAAGCACACACUAAGGCCAAUUUAGAAUCGCCAAUCCACCUAACCUGCAUGUCUUUGGAAAGUGGGAGGAAACCGGAGCGCCCGGAGGAAACCCACGCAGACAUGGGGAGAACAUGCAAACUCCACGCAGGGAGGACCCAGGAAUCGAACCCAGGUCCCCAGAUCUCCCAACUGCGAGGCAGCAGCGCUACCCACUGCGCCACCGUGCCGCCCGGGGGCAAUAUUACUACAGAGUAAUUCAUUAUUCCUGAUCUGAACCAUUGAAAUUUAAAUUCUCAUUAAGGCAGCUUCUUUGAAAUGCUGUGAACAUGAUUCUUCUCAGGCAGUUUUCAAAUUUGCAAUGAUGGAGAAGAGGAGGUGGGUUGGAUGGAACAAGCAGGAAGAAUAAUUCUGGUGGGCACAGUGUGUUAACGAACUUCUGGAGAAUUAGGGUAACCUAUUGUGUAGUUAUAGACACAUACAGUAGGUAGUUAUGUAGGUUUAUUGUUUCUCAAGUGUUUUACUUUGGUCUAAUAAAUGUCUUUGUUUUAUAUAAUGUGGCUUCCUUGGCUUCAUUUGGGUUCAGGGUCUGCUCAAAGGCAUUCCCUCCAGUUCACAUAAUUUAUAAAUGUGUUAUACAGUUUUAAGAAAGUUCCAUGGUCUUCAUAGUACAGUGCACGUUUAUCAGCAGGACCUUACAUACAGAAUUCAUUGUGGGGAUAACACGAAGUUGGCACUGCAAAUUUCUGAGAAGACCUUCCUGCCACACUUCUGAAGACUCAAAAUUUGUGUUUUACCAGUGACAUCAACCCUGCCUCCUGCAGCAAAGCUAAAGUUCUAACAACCUGAAGGAAUGAGUUUGUUUCUAGGAGCAUGUGUUUAUUAGGGUUUUGGUUUCUGCUUUAUUUUUUUUUAUUUAUCAUUUUCACAUGGGGUUCUGUAAUCAACCAUUCAUGUUUGGAUUUUCUGAGGCUCCUGAUUAUGUUUAUGGAAAUUCCAAUCGCAUAAAAAGUUGUCUAAUUUACUGGCUGCUUUGUCUGCCAUUUUGUAUUUCAUAUUGUUGCCACCAUGUU